Messenger RNA from Rhizophagus irregularis DAOM 181602=DAOM 197198, 639 nucleotides. NCBI's taxonomy places the organism in Eukaryota, Fungi, Glomeromycota, Glomeromycetes, Glomerales, Glomeraceae. The record is from RefSeq and is a predicted model, not a curated record.
AUGAAACGCUCUUGGGGAUUCUUGAUUGCGAGACAAUAUAACUAUCAGUUUGAGAAUUUCUAUGCAACAGUUAUCCAGCAAGCUUACAGGAAUUACAAGAAGAGACCUGAAUCUUUGGCAAAAAAAGUUUGGGAGAUAGUAAGGAAUGAUGCUACUCCUAACGAUAAGAAGUUUUUAGGUAUGAAAAAUGAAUGGGGAUAUCAUCCUUCAGGACAAAUUUGGUAUGAUGAUUAUUGCUUUUCAGUGAAAAAUGAUUGGAUAUACGAGAAGAGAGUCCAAUUAUGGUAUCGAUUAGGUUUUGUAACAUUAAUACUUGUUAAUAAAUUAUUAUAUCAGCAAGGCUAUAUAGUUGUUAGAGGUACAUAUUGGCCUGACAUGUUAAAAUGGCCACGGAAUCCCAAAUAUUAUAGUAUUCAUAAAAAAUAUAAUUAUGAAUACUUCAUCAGAAUUUCGGAUUGUGAGAAAUAUAGGAGUAAAUCGGUAGAAAUACAAAACAUAUGUGAUUCAUCAACGUUAAGAACAUAUUAUCUUCUAGGAAAGUAUUUUACUGUAAAUUUCUCGGAUUUAGAUAUAAUUGUGAGUUUGUGCGCCGAAUUUUCCAGAUCAGUCCUUGACCCAGAUUCCGAAUAUUAUCAAUAA